AUGGCCGAAAUCCAAUCUCCCAAAGGCGUUGUAAACGUUGGUACUCGCAAGUCCCCUCUUGCUCUUGCCCAAACCCAAAUCGUCGUCGACGCUUUGAAGCAACGAUUCCCCGAUCAUGAUUUCCCUAUCCACAGCAUGACGACCACCGGCGAUCGCGACCAGAACACAGCCCUUUACAACUUUGGCGGCAAGGGCUUGUGGACAUCUCAGCUCGAGGAGAGACUCGUCAACAGGGAACUCGACAUCGUCGUCCAUUCGCUCAAGGAUAUGCCGACUGUUCUCCCCGAAGGUUGCGUGCUCGGAUGUGUCACGUCCCGCGAGGACCCGAGAGAUACACUGGUGAUCAAGAAGGAAUUGCAGGACAAGCACGGUUGGAAGACCCUUGCUGAUCUGCCGGCUGGAAGCAUCAUCGGUACAAGCAGUGUACGCCGCAUUGCGCAGCUGGUUCGACGCUACCCGACACUCAAGUUCAAGGACCACCGAGGCAACAUUCAGACUCGACUACGAAAGCUCGAGGAGGACCCCGACCUGACGGGAAUUAUCUUGGCAGCGGCAGGUCUGCAGCGAAUGGACCUUGGUCACCAUAUCACACAAUUCCUCGAGUCCGAAAACGGAGGUAUCCUAUACGCUGUUGGUCAGGGUGCGCUGGGAGUUGAAUGCCGAGGUGAUGACGAAAAGGUUCUCGGGUUCCUCAAGACCAUCGAAAACGAGCAAACAGCGCUGGCGUGUGAGGCAGAGAGAGCUCUCAUGAGAGCGCUGGAAGGCGGUUGCAGUGUUCCCAUUGGUGUCGAGACAAAGUGGAUCGACGACAAGUUACGAAUGAAGGCUACAGUUGUUUCCCUCCGAGGUGACGAGGGCGUCGAUUGUGAGAUAUCAGAAGCCAUCAAGACGCACGACGAGGCGGACAAGUUUGGAAAAAAGGUGGCAGAGACGUUGGUGGAACAAGGAGCGCAAAGGAUUUUGGAUGCCAUCAACGAGACCCGACAGGUGCCGGAGACAGUCAAAUGA
Molecule: messenger RNA, 1008 nt
Organism: Fusarium pseudograminearum CS3096
Lineage: Eukaryota; Fungi; Ascomycota; Sordariomycetes; Hypocreales; Nectriaceae
Exons: 1
Coding region: 1-1008 (335 amino acids)
Biological process (GO): heme biosynthetic process
Cellular component (GO): cytoplasm
Molecular function (GO): hydroxymethylbilane synthase activity
Source: RefSeq, a predicted model, not a curated record